GGCUGUGACUCACCACCGUCGCCGGCUGACGUGGACGCCAUGACAUCCCUGGUGAUGGUGCGCAAGGCAGAGAAAAGUGACAACAUGGUCGUUCAAAUCAACCGGACAUUCGCCUUCUACAUGUGCGAGGGGCCAGGCUUUGUGUUCAACUUCCUCGUUGACUUUCCACUCAGGAACCAAAUGGCUCUGUGGUGUGAGGACCGGCGACCGGGUGUCUGGUACCCAACUGAUGUGGUACCACGCUGUCUGCCUGAAAGUGUGAAGCUACAAACGAGCCUUGGUGGGAAGGAAGACUCUCUUCUUGCUGCUCUCAUGCUGUUCCGCAUGACAACCCGCGGAACUGUGCCAUUCCUCGACGUGAACCCGGACACGGGGCUCAUGAGUACAGCCGGAGUGACGUUGGUCAAGUCGGCUUUCAAGACUCUCGAGGAUUCUUUGGGCUCAUCAUCUGUGGACGCACUGGAAGCAGCUGUGGCCGAGGUCGGCCGCAACGCGUUCUCGCGACGAGACCCAUUCUCCUAUGACGACAUCCUGGCUAUGGCUGUGGCAGCGCAGAAGGCGAAUGACCCGAAUACAGCUGCUGCCACUGGUGUGCUCUAUGGACAGACCCGGGCGUCGUCGGACAAGAAAGUCACUGGCACGAUUGGCGCUCUCAUUGGGGCAGGAGUUUUCAUCGCCAUAUUUAUGAUGUGCACCAUUAUGUCCAGAAUGAGGGGCGGCUGAAAUCAUCCCGUCGGCCAUCUUGACGAUUACUUGUACAGUAUGUGCAUACCGUAUAUGCAGUACAGUACGUGCUCUUCGGACGACUGCAACUUUCCCGUUUUCAAUUCAAUUUCCGAUUCUUUCAACUGUAUUGAAACAUUUAUUUCCCCUCUAUUCGCGCUUGGUGUGAUGCGUACGUGUUUGCGUGUGAAUGCUGCUGCGUCUUGCCAAAAUGAAUGUGCAUGAGUGAGAUGAACGGAAUACAUGCUUGACACGAGAAAUCAUGCUGUCUGUCAACAUUCUCGCGGGUUUCAAUUUUAUUAUUAUGCCGAUUCGAUUUCUUUAUCGUGUGGUCUGCUAAUUUGAUUGACGGACUGGCUGCUGCAGAUCUUGCCGAACAACUUAAUCUCCUAAUUUUUUUGCAUGACUCAUCAGAAGAUAAUCGCAUCGCGAUGAUUUUCAGAGGACUAAAAAUAAAUUCGUGAUGCAGAAGAAACUGGCUUAUGUAUCGUGAGUUGAUCACCUUGAACCAGAAAAGAAGAUGUUUUUGUGAGCACAAUUUUUGAAGAUCGUUCCUUUUGUGCGUAACAUUUCAGCGAUAAAUAAAAUAAGGCCAUAUUUGUUGUCCAAAUUAAAUAAAA
This is a messenger RNA of Notodromas monacha, 1343 nucleotides long. The record is from the annotation of a GenBank genome assembly. NCBI's taxonomy places the organism in Eukaryota, Metazoa, Arthropoda, Ostracoda, Podocopida, Cyprididae.